GAUUGACUUGAUAAAGCAACUACCAUCUUGCAGUACAGGGGACUGAGCACGUCUAACAUUUUUUGCAACCAAUACGUGUUUGGAAACGGGGUGGGUUCAGUGUUACCAAGGCUCAUCCGACGUCAAGUAUAAAGGGAAUAUCAUGGUGCCCAAGUGGCCAUGAAUGUUUACGUUAAGGAAAGACAACGAAAAGACAAGGCUAGGUGACGAACUAAGCUCAAGAAACUAUUUUUGGGCGCCGUUUUGUCACUUCUUCCAACUGUAUUCACUUUAUGGUUUGGUAUGUGAAUGCCUUUUUACUAAUGAGACACUUUUACCAAUGGAAAAGGGGUUUCAGUUAGGAAACGUGGGCAUUUCUCUAGUGCUCCUGUUGUUGCUUCGAGCUUUGACUGGGACUUCUGCAACUCAAGCUUCCGUCGGGAAGGACACAGAAACGGCCCUGGACCAGACCGACGAUGGAGUUACGGAGCGGGCCCUUGAAAGCGUCACCACCUCAGGUUAUGGGGACGUGACUAUUGAAGAUGACGAGAAUGGUGCGAAUGUAGAAAGCGAGGAGACACCUGGGGACAGCGAUGGAAGCUUCAACCACAAAAGGUCGCUGGUGAUCAUCAGUACUCUGGACGGCCGGAUCUCCGCUCUGGAUCCCCACAAUCAGGGCCUGAAGCAGUGGGAUCUGGAUGUGGGCUCAGGCUGUCUGGUCUCCUCCAGCCUCAGCAAGCCAGAGGUGUCUGGUAAUAAGGUGAUCAUCCCGUCUCUGGAUGGGGCGCUGUUCCAGUGGAACCGUGACCGGGAGAGUAUGGAGGCCGUGCCCUUCAGCGUGGAGUCUCUGCUCGACUCGUCCUACCGCUUCGGCGACGACACCGUGCUGGUGGGGAGCAAGGCACUCACCACCUACGGCCUGGGAGCCUACACUGGAAAGCUGCAGUACAUCUGCUCAACGGUGGGCUGCAGUCGCUGGGAUGGAGAAGAGGCGGAGCCUGAGGACGUGCUCCUCCUCCAGAGGACCCAGAAGACGGUCAGAGCGGUCCGGCCUCGGAGCGGCCUCGAGAAAUGGAACUUCAGUGUGGGAACCUUUGAGCUGAUGUUCCUGCCUGACUCUCAGUCGGGUCUCAACUUCCUGGAGGCGGAGCCACAUGUCGGGGACACACUGAGGAACAAGCCAGUGCUGAUCGACGAGGCCGAUGCUCACACACACACUCACUCGGACGCGCUGGACCUGGUCAUCAAGGUGUCCGUGCCCGGAUGGAAGGUCAUGGCCUUUAGCAACAAGCUUGGGGGUCAGCUGAUCUGGGAGCACCAGUUCUGCACACCGAUUGCUGCCGCCUGGUUGGUUGGCGGGGGGAAGGUGACGCCCAUCAGCCUGUUUGAUGACACGGCCUACACCACGCAGAGUGAGGAGAACAGAGAGGAGGAUGAUGAUGACAUCAUGGAGAAGGCUCGCGAAGCCACUGAGAACAGCGUCUACCUAGGUAUGUACCAGGGCCAGUUGUAUCUGCAGUCCUCAGUGAGGAUCACAGAGAAGUUUCCCUCUAAUUCCAAAGCUUUGGACCAGGGUGACCCCCAGCCUCUGCCUACAGUCCGAUGGAAACCCCUCAUACACUCCCCCUCUCGUACACCUGUGCUUGUACGCUCAGAGGAGUUUGAAAAGUGUCUGAACAAUGACCGGUUUUCCUAUGAGGAAAACAGCAAUGGAGCCCUGUCAGUGCUGCAGUACCCCUAUGACAAUGGUUAUUACCCGUACAGCGCGCGGUACCGUGAGCGGAGAGAGGUGUCUGUGAGGGUACUGUCUGGAGGGGGUCAAGGGGGGUCGGGCAGGAGGAAGGACCCUGUGCUGCUGCUGCCCUGGUGGAAAGAGAUCGUGGGCACCAUCGUCUUCUGCAUCACCGCCACCACAUACAUCGUCCGCAAGUUUUUCCACCCGCCCACCACAGAGGCCAGGCAGAGGAAGGAAUCAGAGACUCAGUGUCAAACUGACAGCAAGUUUGAUCUCGAGGAUCCAGAACCCAAAGAGGUGGUUGUCACGGAAACACGCCCAAGUGAAUAUGUAUCCAGGUACCUGACUGACUUUGAGCCUCUGCAGUGCCUGGGGCGAGGUGGGUUUGGGGUUGUGUCUGAAGCUCGGAACAAAGUGGAUGAUUGUCACUAUGCCAUCAAGAGGAUCAGGCUUCCCAACAGGGAGGUGGCGCGUGAGAAGGUGAUGCGGGAGGUGAAGGCACUGGCAAAGCUGGAGCACCCGGGCAUCAUCCGCUACUUUAACGCCUGGCAGGAGAGCCCGCCCCACGGCUGGCAGGAGGAGAUGGACACACGCUGGCUCAAAGAUGACAGUGUGGCUGAUUGGCCCCUAAGUUCUCCUGAGCACAUGGAGCCGGUGUCCGUGAAGGUUCCAGUGUGGAGCUCGGAGCACUCUGACCCGUCGUGCGUGUGUGUGUGCGGGCCGGGCGGCGGCGACGACGCCAGCAGCAGCAGCCACGUGGCCGAACGGCAGGCUGGCGACAGCCUCAUGUCUGACCACGACCCCGAGCGCGACCUCCUGGACCCCGAGUGCUCGGACUCGCCUCAGUCCUUCGAGCUUUGCCCGCCUCGCUCCAUCUCCAUCCCGUGCGGCGCCAGCGGCGACUGCACCUCCUCCUCCUUUGACAUCGUCUUCGAAGACUCUGGCUGCCACGACAACCGCGAGGACGACUGUGAUGAGGACGACGAUGAUGAUGAGCGCAAUGGCGUCAGCGCCCCGGCGGGCUCUACGACGACACCUAAUGACAAAGCAGCGUCCUCGGUCUCGACCGACCAGCACACCCCAAGCUGCCCCGCCUCCAGCUCACCCCCCCGGCCCUCCACCCUGGCCCUCAGACCCUCCACACCCCCCUCAGUUGCCUGCCGUCCCCUGGGGACCCCAAAGGUCCACCUGUACAUCCAGAUGCAGCUGUGCCGCAAGGAGAACCUGAAGGACUGGAUGGCCCAGCGGUGUGCGCCAGAGCUGCGCGAGCACAGCGAGUGCCUCAACAUCUUCCUGCAGAUCGCCGAGGCUGUCGAGUUCCUGCACAGCAAGGGCCUAAUGCACCGAGACCUCAAGCCCUCUAAUAUCUUCUUCACCAUGGACGACGUGGUGAAGGUGGGCGACUUCGGCCUGGUGACUGCCAUGGACCAGGAGGAGGACGACCAGGAGGAGAUGAGUGCCCUCACGCCCAUGCCAGUCUACGCCCGUCACACCGGCCAGGUGGGCACCAAGCUCUACAUGAGCCCCGAACAGUUAUCAGGGAACUCGUACUCUCAUAAGGUGGAUAUUUACUCUCUGGGCCUGAUCCUGUUUGAGCUCCUUUGCCCUUUCCGCACACAGAUGGAAAGAGUCCGGACUCUGACCGAAGUGAGAGCUCUACAGUUCCCUGCCUCUUUCACCAAGAACAAUGUCCAAGAGGCGGACAUGGUGCACUCCAUGCUGUCUCGCAACCCUGCGGACCGUCCAGAAGCGUCCGACAUAACCGACGAGGAGCUCCUCAACGAUUUUGAGCUGCCCUGCAGAGCCCGCCAACGCUCACGGACAUACAGCGCAUCCUCUGCAGGAAGACCUUCUCGCUCCUCACACACAUAAACACACACACACACACACACACACACACACACGCAGAUCAAUACACACACGUUUAAAAACAUACACAUUUGAGUUGCCCUGCAGGGUUGACCAGACUCACAGACAAUACAGCAUUCCAUCUAAAGGAAGAUGUACUCGUACAUCACACAGAUGCGCACAUAGACACACACACACACACACACACACACACACACACUUAAUUGAGCAGCCCUGGAGGCUGUGCUUCCUCUAUUGCACUACACUUACAAACAACAGCUGAUGUUUAACCUGUACUCACACAGAGAUAUACAUUUUCAUUAACACACACACACACACGAUCAUGCAGACAGACUGCCUUUGAUUGCUGCAGUCCGCUUCUCCGCCUCAAAGGGGGAAGCUGGGAUAUCAGUCCAUUUUUCUGCCUGCAUGAGGAAGUCGGGAAAUCUCUCUCGCCUGUCUGAACUUUUUUCUGUUCUUUUUUUUUUUUUUUUCUGUCUCCAUGGAAACAUCAUUCAGCAUUUGGCUGAAAUGGACACGGGACCCUUUCCUUUUCUCUUUCUGAGUGUAAAUAAGUAAAGACAACAAAACCCACACACACACACACACACGCCUAGACACGUGCACAAACACACACACACACACACUCUCAAAUACACGCUUAACACGGAAGACGUGGCCUCAGUGUUUGGAGGUAUGAAUGGCCUUGGAACAGGCGAAGCUUGAAAACGGAGACUGUUAGCAACGACCUCGCCCAGUCAUCAUAACCAAUGAUGCCCCCUGACCUUUGACUUUGGUCUGGCUGUGUGACGGGUGUGUGUGUGUGCGUACGAGACCUGCGGUACCCUUACCAAACGGAGUGUGUUGGAGAUGGCACACCAUGAUGUUCUCAGUGUGUGUUUUGUUUUGUUCUUUUAACUUGGAGGCAGUGUAGGCGUAAUCACUGAUGUGGUGAGAUGAGUUUUGAUGCCUUCAGACAAGUGUAUUCAAGUGAUGGAUGGAUGGAUGGAUGGGUGUGUGU
Messenger RNA from Clupea harengus (Atlantic herring), 4583 nucleotides. It is a transcript of the gene eif2ak3, whose product is annotated as eukaryotic translation initiation factor 2 alpha kinase 3. Gene Ontology annotation, biological process: eiF2alpha phosphorylation in response to endoplasmic reticulum stress. Gene Ontology annotation, cellular component: nucleus; cytoplasm. Lineage: Eukaryota; Metazoa; Chordata; Actinopteri; Clupeiformes; Clupeidae. Gene Ontology annotation, molecular function: eukaryotic translation initiation factor 2alpha kinase activity; ATP binding; protein binding. The record is from RefSeq and is a predicted model, not a curated record.